Molecule: messenger RNA, 327 nt
Organism: Staurois parvus
Lineage: Eukaryota; Metazoa; Chordata; Amphibia; Anura; Ranidae
Source: the annotation of a GenBank genome assembly
GCCGAAGAUGUCGGCUCGGUCAUGUGAUCAGCUGUGUCCAAUCACAGCUGAUCACAUGUAAACAGGGAAAUGCCGGUUAUCGGCAUUUCUCUCCUCUCGAGCUGUCACGCUGACAGAGGAGAGGAGAGCCGGUAAUCGGCAUUCCGCGGAGGGGACAUGUGCCCUGAUGAUCAGUGUAGCCCCAGCAGUGCCACCUGUCAGUGUCCAUCAGUGACACGUGCCAUGUCACCCAUCAGUACCAGUCAGUGCCACCUAUCAAUGCCAAUCAGUGCGCAUCAGUGCCGCCUACCAGUGCCAUAUAUCAGUGCUGCCUUUCAGUGCCCAUCA